Messenger RNA from Staurois parvus, 393 nucleotides. NCBI's taxonomy places the organism in Eukaryota, Metazoa, Chordata, Amphibia, Anura, Ranidae. The record is from the annotation of a GenBank genome assembly.
UCAUCUGGCACGACAGCGGGCACCGAGUCACCAAGCUCGACAGCGGGCACCGAGUCACCUGGCACGUCAGCAGGCACUGAGUCAACUGGCACGACAGCGGGCACCGGGUCAUCUGGCACGACAGCAGGCACCGAGUCAUCUAGCCGGACCACGGGCACCGAGGCUCCAGGCCGGACCACGGGCACCAAGGCACCAGGCUGGACCACGGGCACCGAGGCACCAGGCUGGACCACGGGCACCAAGGCACCAGGCUGGAUCACGAACACCGGGUCAUCAGGCUGGAUCGGGUCAUCAGGCUGGAUCGGGUCAUCAAGCUGGAUCGGGCCAUCAGGCUGGGUAGCGGGCACCAGGUCAUCGGGCUGGAUCACGAACACCAGGUCAUCAGGCUGGAUC